Molecule: messenger RNA, 2689 nt
Organism: Toxorhynchites rutilus septentrionalis
Lineage: Eukaryota; Metazoa; Arthropoda; Insecta; Diptera; Culicidae
Gene: ND-75
Product: NADH-ubiquinone oxidoreductase 75 kDa subunit, mitochondrial
Exons: 5
Coding region: 231-2450 (739 amino acids)
Biological process (GO): ATP synthesis coupled electron transport
Cellular component (GO): membrane
Molecular function (GO): iron-sulfur cluster binding; NADH dehydrogenase (ubiquinone) activity
Source: RefSeq, a predicted model, not a curated record
CUGCGACUAGCUUGCGCAAACGUCAAACCACAGUUUCCGAGGUGAGCAGAGCAGAGGAAAAAUCUAUCGUGCCGUACAAAAUACAUAUUUAACGGGGAGAUUGCGUGAUUACUGGUUCGUGGAAAUAAUUCUCCUGCAGUACUGAGCGUCGGUUAGUGUUCUGGGAGCAUAAAAGUGUUUGUUGUCGCUUGCGGUAGCUCACACGAUCGGAGGAAGUGCAAAUAUUUCCGAUGAAAAUUAUAACCGAACUCACAGGAAACAAAAUGCUUCGGGCGCCGUUGACCAGGACACUCGCGCUUGGAGCGCGCAGUCCAACGCAUACCGCAGUUCGGACAACCGCAACGACUCCGGCCAAAGUCCCGGAGAAAAUCGAAGUUUUCGUGGACGACCAAUCGGUGAUGGUGGAACCGGGAACCACGGUGCUACAGGCUGCAGCGCAGAUUGGUGUUGAAAUUCCUCGGUUCUGUUAUCACGAACGGUUGGCAGUGGCCGGCAAUUGCCGCAUGUGUUUGGUGGAAGUUGAAAAGUCGCCAAAGCCAGUGGCCGCCUGUGCGAUGCCGGUGAUGAAGGGCUGGCGCAUUAAGACUAAUUCGGAAAUGACCCGAAAGGCUCGCGAGGGUGUGAUGGAGUUCCUGUUGAUGAACCACCCGCUGGAUUGUCCAAUUUGUGACCAGGGUGGCGAGUGCGAUCUCCAGGACCAGGCAAUGGCUUUCGGGUCAGAUCGGUCGCGUUUUACCGACAUCGAUCACAGCGGCAAACGCGCUGUGGAAGAUAAAGACAUUGGACCACUCGUGAAGACGAUUAUGACCCGUUGCAUCCAUUGCACUCGCUGUAUCCGGUUUGCAUCGGAGGUAGCCGGUGUUGAUGAUCUGGGGACGACCGGUCGGGGUAAUGAUAUGCAGAUUGGGACGUAUGUCGAGAAGUUUUUCCUCUCGGAGCUGUCCGGUAAUGUGAUCGAUUUGUGUCCGGUUGGAGCGCUGACCAACAAACCGUAUAGCUUCGUCGCGCGGCCGUGGGAGAUUCGCAAGGUGGAAUCGAUCGACGUUUUGGAUGCCGUCGGCAGUAAUAUUAUUGUGAGCACUCGCACGGGAGAAGUGCUCCGCAUUUUGCCUCGUGAAAAUGAUGAAAUCAAUGAGGAAUGGCUGUCGGAUAAGUCUCGCUUUGCCUGCGAUGGCCUCAAACGUCAACGCUUGAUCGCUCCGAUGCUGCGCAAUCCCAGCGGAGAGCUCGAGGCAGUCGAAUGGGAAUCGGCUUUGAUUACGAUUGCGCAGGCGCUGAGAAGUGCUCCUAAGGGUAAAAUCGCUGCGGUUGCCGGAGGGUUAGCCGAUGCGGAGGCGCUUGUAGCGCUGAAAGAUCUUCUCAACCGGUUGGGAUCGGAGUCGCUCUGCACGGAGCAGAAAUUCCCCACAGAUGGAUCCGGAACAGAUUUCCGUUCCAGCUAUUUGUUGAAUUCGUCGAUUGCCGCCUGCGAAGAAGCAGAUCUUGUGCUGCUUGUGGGAACCAAUCCGAGAUACGAGGCCCCCCUUUUGAACACUCGUCUACGCAAGGGUUAUGUCCAUAAUGAGCAAAAUAUUGCCGUCAUUGGACCGAAGGUUAAUCUGUCCUAUGAGUAUGAGCAUUUGGGCAACGAUGCCUCACUUGUCCGAGAUAUCGCCAGUGGCAGCCAUCCGUUCGCAAAGAAGUUGAAAGCCGCUAAGAAGCCACUCAUAAUUGUGGGCGCUAAUCAGCUGGCCCGAAAGGAUGGCGCCGCCUUCGUGACAUCUCUGCAUGUCUUCGCAAAUUCUCUCCAACCAGCCGAUCCUAACUGGAAGGUUUGGAAUGUACUUCAGACGAAUGCCGCUCAGGCGGCAGCUCUGGACGUCGGAUACACUCCCGGGGUUGAUGCCCUAUUGGCUUCGGCACCGAAAGUUCUGUUCCUGCUGGGAGCGGACGCAGAUGUUAUCAAAAAGGAACAGCUCCCCAAGGAUUGUUUCGUUAUCUACCAGGGCCAUCAUGGAGACGCUGGGGCCCAGCUGGCUCAUGCCAUUCUACCGGGAGCCGCGUAUACCGAGAAACAGGCCACCUAUGUUAAUACCGAGGGCCGGGCCCAGCAGACGCUGGUUGCGGUGACCCCGCCUGGGUUAGCUCGCGAGGACUGGAAGAUCCUGCGUGCCCUGUCCGAGAUUGUAGGUGCUCCGCUUCCGUACGAUACAUUGGAUGAACUCCGCACCCGAAUGGAGGAUAUUGCCCCCCAUCUCGUGCGCUAUGGACGGCUUGAGAAAGCUAAUUUCUUCAAAACAGCCGAAGAGAUGCUUAAGAAUACUUCAACCCAUUUCGAUGGCAGCAAGGUCGAGGUGAGCCAGAAGAAGCUGGAGGACUUCUUUAUGACCGAUCCGAUUACGCGUGCAUCGCCCACGAUGGCCAAGUGUGUUACGGCAGCCAAGAAGCAGGCUGCCCAAGCAGCCAAUUAAGCGUUGUAUCCAUUGAGACAUCAAAAUUGAACUUCCUUCGCAAUUCAGAAUAAAAACAGUUCUAUAUAAAUAACAACUAUGGUGCGAUUGAAACUAUGAUGUCACAAUUAUGUGACUUUUGAGAGGUUUGUUUCUGAAAUGGAUAUUGUAAAUUUAAUGAAAUAUAACACAAAUACGAUACCUAUUUCAUGUAAAGUCAGUUUACAUUUACCACUUUAAAAAAUAUAGAUAAAAUUGAG